Messenger RNA from Acaulospora colombiana, 186 nucleotides. The record is from the annotation of a GenBank genome assembly. Lineage: Eukaryota; Fungi; Glomeromycota; Glomeromycetes; Diversisporales; Acaulosporaceae.
GGAGCUACGAGGAUGUCUGGUGGUGUCCCUUUGAUCACUCUACCGGCCGGUUACCUUGGGAGCAGCUUCAUGGGAGCAUGUAUGAUCGCUUGUGGAUUCAAUACGAAUGCCUCCAAGAUCGCAACUUUGGUAAUGGCCGCAGUCUUCAUACUGGCCUUGUUCUGGUCAAGGCGAAACGUCUUGUAA